AAGGAACUGUCUUCUGCAAUAGUCACUGUCUGCACACUCUAUAGAAACUUGAACACACAAAAUUAGUACUAUCUUCUUCAACACUCUUCUUCCUUAUCUUUCACACUACUUUUUUCUUUCCCUUUUGCUCUCUCUUCUCUCACUUCUGUUAAGAAUGAGUAAACAGGACUUGCUGAAAAUUCAGACCUGUGUUCUCAAGGUUAAUAUCGACUGUGAUGGCUGUGCACAGAAAGUUAAGAAAAUCCUGCAGAAAAUCGAUGGUGUGUAUUCCGUGAAAAUAGAUGCAGGUGGAGGGAAAGUGGUAGUGGCAGGGGAUGUGGAUCCAGAGAAACUGGUGAAAAAGAUAAAGGUGGGAGGGAAACAUGCUGAGAUAUGGGGUGGCCAGAAUAGGAACCAUCACAUCAACCCUAAAUUCCAGACCUUGCAAGUUGAUAACAACAAAGUGGGAAGGGACAUUAAGUCCCAAAACCAGAAGGGUCAGAAAGGUGGUGAUGGUGGUGGAGGAGGUAAAGGUCAAGGUCAAGUUGGUCAAAUGGCACACUUCACAAACAUGAAAGGGAUUCAAGAUCUCAAGGAACCUGUCAAGGAACAAAAAUCUGUUAGGUUCAACUUACCAGAGAAGGAGUUUGAAGCUAGUGAUGAUGGUUUUGAUGAAUAUGAGGACAAUUUAGAUGACUAUGAUGAUGAAGAGGAAGAUGAAGAUGAAGUAAUAGGCCAUGGGCAUGGGUAUGGGCAUGGCAAUCCAAUGCAUCAUAAGAUGAUGCCAAAGAUGGGAGAUGGAGGUGGGCCUCAUGGGCCUGCUGGUGUAAUGAAUGGGCCUGCCAUUAAUAAUGGCCAUAAAGACAAUGCUGGUGGGAGUAGGAACAAUAAUGGAAGUGAUAAGAAAGGUGGUGACAUUGAUCAAGCAAUGCUAAUCAAGGGCAAAGGUGGGAAUUACAAUGAAGCCAAAGUUGAUGAUAAUGAAGGGAAGAAAAGUAGCCAAAAAGGUAAAAAGAAGAAGAAAGAUGAGAUUAAAAAAAAGGAUGGUGGAUUGCUAGGUAGGUUUCUAAGCUUUGGGGGAAAGAGCAAAAAGGUUGGAUUAGAAGAAGUAACUUAUACCAGUAGCAAGAACCAAAGCAAUGAAAGUGGAAAUAAGAAAGACAAGGAAGGAAAAAUGAAGGACCAUAGCAAUGGUAAAAAUGAUUUUGAUUUUCUUGAUUAUGACAAGACUCCUCUUCUUCAUAAAAAUGGCAAAGUAGGUCAGAUGGAUCCAAGCCAAAAAGGGUAUCAGGCAUUGCAGGGUGAUGCAAUGGGACAUCAAGGAAUGCAGAUGCAGCAUGUUCCAUAUAAUAACCUUCUGCAGCAGCAAUACAUGGCUAUGAUGAUGAACCAACCUCAACAUCAGCAUCAACAUCAUUAUCAACAUGAAACAAAUAUGAACAACAUGUAUCCUACAAACAUGAUGUAUGAUAGGCCACAUCCGUCUAUGAACUACAUGGCACCACCUCCUAUGCCAUCUCACCCAAUGGCUGAUCCUAUUACUCAUACUUUCAGUGAUGAGAAUGUUGAGAGCUGCAGAAUCAUGUAGUAAUUAGUAGUUACAAACUAUUACAUUCUGUGUUUUGGUAUUUUGGGAGUUCAUAGAACUGGUAAAUGUGUAAUCUUUAGAUUAGAUUAUAUUAUACUUUACAUUAUAAAUCAUAGUAUAAUGUCUUCUUUUUUUUUCA
Messenger RNA from Vigna angularis (adzuki bean), 1706 nucleotides. RefSeq names its product heavy metal-associated isoprenylated plant protein 34. Lineage: Eukaryota; Viridiplantae; Streptophyta; Magnoliopsida; Fabales; Fabaceae. Bases 155 to 1567 code for a protein of 470 amino acids. The transcript is spliced from 3 exons. The record is from RefSeq and is a predicted model, not a curated record. Gene Ontology annotation, molecular function: metal ion binding.